ACUGCCUUGUGGGUCAGAGCGGAGCGUGUGCAGUCUGAGCCAGUUUGCUGUUUUGAGUGACCUCAAUGGAGGCCUUGUGUUUUGUGCUCCUUUUUUCUGGCGUCUGCGUUCAGUCGUCUGUGGCCUUCCCACCAACACGUUACACGCAGCAUGCUUUGUUUCAGAGGCCGGAUCUUGAACAGAGCCAGAGCUCCCAGCUCGCUGGGCCCGAGCAGCAGAAGGAUCCAUCUGAGGAACGAGAGCAGGUGAACACUGUCAGAGUGACCUGCCACCCGGACUCACUGGAGAUCAUCAUCCAAGCUGACAUGUUUGGAGUCGGAGCUCCUGUUCAAAGCGAUGAGUUGCGCCUCGGAGUGGAGCACGAUGGUUCCUGUAGAGCUGCGGGGAUUUCACGAGAUGAGUACAGGAUAUAUGUCGGACUCAUGGACUGCGGCACCAAGCACUGGAUGACUGAUGACAACCUGGUCUACACAAACCUCCUCAUUUACUCCCCUGAGGCCUCUCCAGAUGGGCUGAUUCGGAUGGAUGAGGCUGUCGUUCCAAUUGAAUGUCACUAUGAAAGGAAGUACAGUUUGUCCAGUUCCUCCCUCACUCCUACCUGGAUCCCCAUCACGUCGACACAAGCUGCAGUGGAAACCCUGGACUUCAACCUGAGAGUCAUGACCAAUGACUGGCUUUAUGAAAGAGGCUCUAAUGUGUUUUUCCUCGGCGAGCCAAUCAGCAUCGAGGCCUCGGUCCGGGUUGGACAUCACAUGGGGCUGCGGGUGUUUGUGAGCAGCUGUGUGGCUACACUUGACCCAGACAUUUACUCUGUGCCCAGAUACAUCUUUGUUGAUAACGGCUGCUUGGUUGACUCCCAGCUUCCUGGUUCGAGGUCUCUCUUCUUACCCAGGAUGCAAGAUGACAAGCUCCACAUGGUCAUUGAUGCCUUUAGGUUUCAUAAUGAGGACAGAGGAGAGCUCUACAUCACCUGUCACCUGAAUGCCGUACCAGUCAAUGAUGCAGAAGCACCAAAUAAGGCUUGCACGCUCAUAAAUGGGAGAUGGCGCUCAGUUGACAGUAAUGACUUCCUGUGUGGACACUGUCAAAACCAAAAUGAAGUUGGUCAAACCCUCGGUAAGCCCAGCAGCCCUGGCAAGUUUGGUCCUCGUGGGUUUGGGAAGCCAGAUGAACCUAAACCCUCAUGGAGAAGUGCACUAAAGACCAAUAUGGUGUGGGAACAGGAGGCAAGUGUGGGUCCGAUGCUGGUCUUACCUGCUAGACACAAAAGUGGGCCUCUCCCUGUGGAAGAGCUCCCUCCUGUUCUCAAUCAAAUCAGCAGACCUGCCCUCUACAGCAGCCGGUGGAGAAGUGGAGUGAACAACAGAAGAGCUGAUCUGAAGCAGCUUCAUGGCUCAUCUCCACCAGACCUGGUGGAGGAGGGAGAUGACAAAAGUGGAACAGAUGGAGAUGAAGAACAUGAGGCAGCACCUCUAGAAAGGAUGGCUCCUGAGAUCAUGAUGAACAAUGUCUCCACAGCAGCUGACGUCAGCCCCAUCACUCCAAUUAAACUGGAUGUGACUCUGUCAAAUGCAACUGCUACAGAAUCUGACCUUUCUGAACCAAAUGACCCAAAGAGAAAAUAAACAAUUACAAACUAAAAGUUG
Molecule: messenger RNA, 1646 nt
Organism: Paralichthys olivaceus (Japanese flounder)
Lineage: Eukaryota; Metazoa; Chordata; Actinopteri; Pleuronectiformes; Paralichthyidae
Product: zona pellucida sperm-binding protein 3-like
Source: RefSeq, a predicted model, not a curated record